AUGUUGUUUCAAAUCACCACUUUCGCGGUUUGGGCCUUCACAGCUACGGCAGGUGCCGCAUUCAUAAUUACGAAACCCACUCCCGACUGGGAGGUCGUCGAUAUCCAUCCUACGUCCAACAAAACCCCUAGGCAAACUAAUGAAGCCGUGUUGAAGCGACGUAUCAACCAGGCCCCAGAAAGUCUAACGAUCGCUAUCAUCAACAACCAAGGAGGGCCGAUCAGCACUUCUCAUGCUUCUAAUGUCGGUGGUCCAAGCCCGAUCUGGGGUGAUAAUGGACCUGGCACCAUUUCUAGUGGAGGAGCAGCAGCCUUAGUCGUUCCAACUGGUUGGGCGGGCAACAUCGCCAUUUACGAAGCUCCAGUAAAUGGAUCCAAGCCUGCCCCAGCAACAGAUAGCUCUUUGAUCGAAGCGUCUUUUGUGGUUCCGGAUGGGUAUGACACAGCAGUGGCUGAUAUCGACGUAUCUUAUGUAAACGGCUUCAGCAACGCUAUCACUUGUGCCUGCUCCAACAUUGUCGUAACCGGGUGUAGCCUUGACCUGUGGGAUAUGAACGUCUGUCCCACUAACGACGACAACGGCGGCGCUUGUGCCAAUCCCCUUCGGCCAAACCUGAACGCAACCAUCGCGACAACAUUCUUUGCUCCAUGUCAAGGGGCAGCUUACACAUUCCCUCACGACGAUGGGGCCAAUAGCUGGGGCGAGUGUCAGAGCGGAGAAAUUACCUGCUGCGUCGGCACAGCCUGCUUCUCAAAUCCUAAACAGUCCUCCAGUAUUCAACGCAGGUAG
Annulohypoxylon truncatum is the source of this 789-nucleotide messenger RNA. RefSeq lists its product as uncharacterized. The coding region runs from base 1 to 789 and encodes 262 amino acids. The record is from RefSeq and is a predicted model, not a curated record. NCBI's taxonomy places the organism in Eukaryota, Fungi, Ascomycota, Sordariomycetes, Xylariales, Hypoxylaceae. The transcript is spliced from 2 exons.